GAAUUGAUCUGACAUGUUGUAAUGAUAAUACUUAUAUCUCUGCUCAUUAUAGUUAUAUAGUUCGACGUUUAAAUGUUAAUUUAUUAAACAAUGGAAUAAAGUUGAAUAAAUUAGUCUUAACGAGAAUACCUUAAUUUAUAGUCGUAUAUACUAUUGGUAUUUGGUGUUGUUAAAAUAACGGUUGUUCAAUAACGGAAUGGCGAAAUUACCUUUUCUGUUAAUACUUGUUUUUACAGUUUCAUCGGCGUUUAAUGAAUCUGAUUCAAUACCGAAACAAAAGUAUACGCUGCCAGAAGGUCAUCCAGAACGUUGUUUUAUUAUGCUUGCUGAACACAAAGAUCUUCGGCGUUUAGAAGCUCUCCCUGGUGGUGGUUGGGACAAUCUCCGUAAUAAGGACAUGGGGGCAGUUGUUCAGCAUACUUAUCACAAAUGUAUGACAACAGAGGAUGGUCGUUUUCUGAUACCAGAUAGUAUAACGACGCUUCCAAUUAAGACAAGCGGAGUAAGCACAGUGUCAGAGUUCUUUGAUCACUGGGAUAGCUACACGAGUGUUUCUUCAAGUUCCAUUAAUUUAGAGGUUGAGGUAUUAGGGAUACCUAUUGGAGGUAAAUUUUCCACAGAGUAUGGGAAUAUAAAAACAAAACAAAUUUCUGAGAAAAGUUCGACAACUCGUAUGCAAUUGCGCUAUCGUAGGUACAAUGUCAUAUUAGAAAACGGAUACACGCUUCAUCCUUCAUUCAAGAGCCGUGUUCAGAAAAUAGCGGCUGAUUUGAUGUUAAAUCGAUCACGUCUCGCUUCAUACGAGAGUCAGCUGCUUGUACGAGACUAUGGCACUCAUGUGAUAAACAACGUUGAGCUUGGUGCAACACUUGUCAAAACAGAUCAAAUAACAAUAUCACAAGAUGGAAGCUCUGAAUCCGACAGUCGGCAAAGAACAAUAUCUGCAGCUGCUGCCGCGUUCUUUGAAGAAGUUGGCAUCCAUUUCGGUGUUUCGUAUUCUACAUCAUCAUCGAAUGAAGCAGUAAACAAUUACAAAAAUUCACGAUUGUCCUCUGAAAUUAUAACACUUGGUGGAGAUAUUUACAAGCCAAGUCAAUAUUCUGCUGAAAACUGGAGCAGCUCAAUUGAAAACAAUCUUGUGCCACUAGAUAGAUCGGGGGACCCAUUAUAUUUAUUCGUUAAUGAAAACAACCUACCUGGGAUACCAGAGUACAUUAUAGAAAAGGUCCAUAGUUCUGUCAAAAAAGCUGUUUAUCGUUAUUACAUACAAAAUGUACAUAAAGGAUGUACGGUACGAAACGCGCCAAAUUUUAGCUUUCAGGCUAACGUUAAUGAUAGUACAUGUGAUCCGCCUAAGACAAGUUUUACUUUUGGAGGUGUUUAUCAAACGUGUUCGAACACAGGUUAUGUAAAUCUAUGUGAUGGAAUGUCUGUUAAGAAUCCAUUAACUGGUGACUUCAGUUGCCCAAACAACUACGAAGCUAUUCGCAUCAACAGCGGAAAAAAGACCCAACAAAGAAAUAGAGCUGUGAUAGUGAAAUGUGGCUGGUUUUUUCAUCUUGGAAAGUGUGCCAAAAAUGUAAUAGACAUUGCAAGCGCCGAUUAUGAAGCAUUUUGGUGUGCUAAAAUCAAUGCAAGCAGUCCAGGUGGAUAUAUGUUUGGCGGUUUGUAUACCCAACAUAUAGAUAAUGUGGUUACACAAACAAAAGUAUGUCCAGCAUACUUUAUCCCGUUAACUAUACUUGAAGACCUAACUAUAUGUGUUAGCGAUGACUAUGAACAAGGUUCACAAUUUAAUCUUCCUUUUGCAGGCUUAUUCAGCUGUGCUGCAGGAAAUCCAAUGGCAUUGGACUCUAUUAAAGGAACAAACAGAAGUUAUCCAAACUCCUGUCCAGAAGGGUAUAGCCAACAUUUAGCGGAUGUAGAUGACGGAUGCGAGAUAAAUUAUUGCAUUCAAUCCGGCGCAAUAACAAUGGAACAAUUACCGAAAAUAAAACUACCUCCUUAUAUGUCAAGACCUUUAGACAUACCACAGAAAGAGACAGAAGAUGAUUCGUCAAUGACCAUUUUCAGUAGUGAUGGUACAAGUUGGUCUUCUUUAGAGGAUGAAGUUGUUAAAGCAGCUUCCAGUAACAACACUUUAAUUUUUCUAAUUCAUAGUAAUGCACUGGAUGCUACUGAUAAAAACUACGAGCAGGUUUCUGCUGUUACAGUUGCAGUAAUAUCUGUGACUGGAACACUUCUCUUUGUGCUGAUAGUUAAAGGCAUAGCUUGGGCAAUCAGACGGAGGAGAGGUGCUACGUUGACAUAUCAAAGAUUCGAUGAUUUAACAUAUAUGUAACUGCCUGGGCAAAAGAAAGAUACAAGUAUCUAGUAAAACAUAUUUUAGAUGUUUUGAACAUACAUAAUUGAAUCAUCUAUCGCAUUUUGCUGGUCUAGAAAAUUGACAUUUGUAAUUUUGUAUUCAUGUAUUUAAGUGAUUUCAGUUUUGAUCUGCCUUAGUUAUAUAAGUCAUACGAUUUUAAACUUGUUAAACAUGAGACAAUACGCUUAUGUGUAUGAUUAAUAUGUAAAUAAUUGUUAAAAACAUUAUCAAAUAAAUUUGCAUCAUCAA
Molecule: messenger RNA, 2614 nt
Organism: Ruditapes philippinarum (Manila clam)
Lineage: Eukaryota; Metazoa; Mollusca; Bivalvia; Venerida; Veneridae
Product: macrophage-expressed gene 1 protein-like
Exons: 4
Coding region: 197-2341 (714 amino acids)
Source: RefSeq, a predicted model, not a curated record